AUGGCUGGAAGCAGCUUGCGUGUGGCUGGGGGCAUAACAUUUUUAAUCGGAGAGAGCUGUCUUUUUGGAAGGAAGAGUAAGCUUAUCCCAACUGCAGAACCUGAGCUGAGGGUGUGCCGGCAAUAUUCUGAAAAUGCCUGCUGUUCUCAGGACCAAAUAAAUGCCCCUUCUCUUCACCCAUUCCCAUGGGAACUAUGUGGACCAUUAAGUUCAAGGUGUGAAUCAUAUCUAAGGAGGGUACAGUGUAUGUAUCUUUGCUCACCACAUAUCUCUGCAUGGGGAGAUCCAGAUUCUGCUACAGGAAUCAAAGAGUUGCCUUUGUGCCAAGGAUUCUGUGAUCAUUGGUUUGAUGCGUGUAAAGAGGAUUUAAUAUGUACAGACUCCACUAGCAGUGCUACAAACUGCUCCCAAGGUUGUGACACUUACACACAGAUAUUUGGAACAGGGAGACAGCUCUGUGAUAACAUCUGGAAUCAUUCAUUUGUUACGGUUCCCAAGCCAUGCUUCUGCAUCACUCCACCAGGAGAAGAGCCAUCACAAGACUUUACCCCUGAGGAGCCAGACAACAAUCAGGAGGGACCUUCUGGGUAUUCUGAACUGUGUCCCACAGCUCCCCCAGAAAUUAUCCCAAAGCAGAGGACAAGAAGGGCUUUACGAAAGAAGAGAGUCUUUGUGGAGGAUGUAGAAGGAAGUGGAAGUGGCUUUUAAGAGAAGACAGCUAACGUUCUACUUCACCACAUCAUGUUCUGGGUGAUCUUGUCUAAUUCCUUCAGUAAAAUGCCCCAAUAUCUUAAAAACGAUUAGCCUCCCAAUUAACUAAAAAGGACAUUGUGCUUUAAAAAAAAAAUUCUCUUGCAUUUGAAAGAGCAACAUUUAAUCAUGUUGACAACAUUUUGCCUGAAAAAUCAUUAAGUAAAAACUAUUUUAAUUUAAAGAGAAUCAGGUUUAAGUAUCCUAAUGUUCACUGGAAACUCCUACAUUUGUAUUUGUGACAAGGGACACAUCUACACACAGGACAAAUUGGUAUGCUCGGGAUAUGAACAUGCAUAAAAAUUAAAAUACAUUUUAAAAUUA
Bombina bombina (fire-bellied toad) is the source of this 1074-nucleotide messenger RNA. RefSeq names its product retbindin (gene RTBDN). The transcript has 6 exons. Lineage: Eukaryota; Metazoa; Chordata; Amphibia; Anura; Bombinatoridae. Gene Ontology annotation, cellular component: external side of plasma membrane. Gene Ontology annotation, molecular function: signaling receptor activity; riboflavin transmembrane transporter activity; riboflavin binding. The coding region runs from base 1 to 708 and encodes 235 amino acids. The record is from RefSeq and is a predicted model, not a curated record.